AUGAAAAUAAUUAUACAAAUCUUGUGCUUCUUUCUGUUUAUAACCUUGUACAAGUGUGCAGUGAUCACAGGGGCCUGUGAAAGAGAUCUCCAGUGCGGAGGUGGGACAUGCUGCGCCAUCAGCUUGUGGCUUCGUGGGCUCCGGAUGUGCACUCCAUUAGGGCAAGAGGGAGACGAAUGCCACCCCAUCAGUCAUAAGGUCCCUUUCUUUGGAAAAAGGCAACAUCACACCUGUCCAUGUUUGCCAAACUUCAUAUGUUCCAAAUUCAAUGAUGGCCGAUACCGAUGUUCAAUAGACUUCAAGAACAUGGACUUUUAA
Messenger RNA from Varanus komodoensis (Komodo dragon), 318 nucleotides. RefSeq names its product prokineticin 1 (gene PROK1). Lineage: Eukaryota; Metazoa; Chordata; Lepidosauria; Squamata; Varanidae. The transcript has 3 exons. The record is from RefSeq and is a predicted model, not a curated record. The coding region runs from base 1 to 318 and encodes 105 amino acids.